AUGCCGUCACCCUUUCAACAAACUUUGUUGGCCCGCGCCUACCACUACGUGCAUCCGAAGACUGGUCGACCCAUUAGACAGUUUCGUCGCUAUGGCGAUCCGCGUUAUAUCAAUAACGAAGCGGCACUGAUUCGCGGGCAAUGGGGCCUCAUAACUGCGGAUUUCGGUAUGGUCACGCAGUCGCAGAUGGAGAAUGCACGUCUUGCAAUCCUCCGUCGUCUACCCCGCGGGAGCUUCACACUCACAAUGCACACCGAUUACGAGGAGUUUCCGGUUGUGAAAAAGAGCCCAGAAAGUCGUAUGGGUGCUGGUAAGGCGAACAUUCAUCAUUUCGCGUUCAAGUUCACGACAGGGGUGCCGCUAUUUGAGAUCAUGCCGAUAUCCGCCCGCCGUCUCAAUCAGGCGGAAGCGGAGGGCAUAUUUUUGGCAGGGAGACCGUUCAUACCGCUUCAGACGGUUGUGGUGCCACAAGGUCGCGUUGAUGAGUAUCAUGUCUUCAAGUAA
This is a messenger RNA of Trypanosoma brucei brucei TREU927, 504 nucleotides long. RefSeq names its product 50S ribosomal protein L16, putative. Gene Ontology annotation, molecular function: structural constituent of ribosome; rRNA binding. Gene Ontology annotation, cellular component: mitochondrial large ribosomal subunit; ribosome. The record is from RefSeq and is a predicted model, not a curated record. The transcript has a single exon. NCBI's taxonomy places the organism in Eukaryota, Euglenozoa, Kinetoplastea, Trypanosomatida, Trypanosomatidae. Gene Ontology annotation, biological process: mitochondrial translation. Bases 1 to 504 code for a protein of 167 amino acids.